AUGUUUAUGACGAGGACAGCAGCACCAAGACGGCUGUCAAGCGGUGGUACUGCGGGUGUGCAUGAAGACUUUUCUUUUCGAUAGAGGCGAUAAAGUCUGCGCAGUGUUGAGCAGCCAUGUCUCCAUCAAUACCACUCCAGGAGAUGAUCCGGGCCAUCAGGUCGGCCAGGACCCAGUGUGAGGAGCGGGGUGUCAUCCAGAGGGAGUGCGCCGCCAUCCGGGCUCAAUUCCGACAAUCUGACAGCGAGAGUCGAUCUCACAACCUGGCCAAGCUUCUCUACGUGCACAUGCUUGGCUACCCCGCGCAUUUUGGUCAGAUGGAGUGUGUGCGGAUGAUAGCCAGCCCUCGCUACAGUGAAAAGCGUGUGGGAUACUUGGGAGCCAUGAUGCUGCUGGAUGAGAAGCAGGAUGCCAGCCUGCUCAUCACAAACUCCAUCAAGAACGACCUGUCUCACAAUAGUCAGUACGUGCAGUCUCUGGCUCUGUGCACCCUCGCCUGUAUCGGGUCAGCCGAGAUGUGCAGAGAUCUGGCACCGGAGAUCGACAGGCUGCUCCGAGCCUCCAACUCCUACAUUAAGAAGAAGGCUGCACUGUGUGCCAUACACAUUGUGAGAAAAGUACCAGAGCUUGGGGAGCUUUUUGCCCCGACAGCUCGCUGCCUCCUUGUGGAAAAGCACCACGGUGUGCUCCAUGGCGCCGUUGUGCUUAUCACCGAGCUGUGCGAGUGCAAUCCGGAGACGUUGGAGCGUUUCAGAAAGGCAGUGCCAGAUCUCGUUCGGAUCAUGAAGGGCUUGGUCACCUCCGGUUAUUCUCCAGAGCACGACGUGGCUGGGAUCAGUGAUCCCUUCCUGCAGGUGCGCAUCCAGAGACUGCUGAGAAUCCUCGGUCGCAACAGCGAGGCGGCUAGCGACGCCAUGAAUGAUCUUCUGGCUCAGGUCGCCACCAACACGGAUAGCACUAAGAGUGUGGGCAACGCUGUGCUGUAUGAGACCGUUCUCACUGUGCUGGACAUCAAGUCAGAGAGUGGCCUCAGGGUGCUGGCUGUGAACAUCUUGGGGCGCUUCCUCCUGAACAACGACAGAAACAUUAGAUAUAUCGCCAUGACUUCACUGCAGAAGAUUGUCGGGACGGACAACAUAGCAGUGCAGCGUCACAGAGGAACCAUCGUGGACUGCUUGAAGGACGCAGACGCUUCUGUCAAACGCCGCGCGCUGGACCUCUCCUUAGCGCUGGUGUCCGCCAGCAACAUCCGCUCCAUGAUGAAGGAGUUACUCGUCUUCCUCUCCUCCUGCCCUCCUGAACUCCGAGCUGAAGCAGCCAGCGGAAUAUUCCACGCUGCAGAGAAGUAUGCACCCUCCCAGCGUUGGCACAUUGACACCAUCCUGCAUGUCCUCACCACGGCCGGCGGUGACGUGCGAGACGAAACUGUCCCCAACCUGAUCCUGCUCAUCACCAGCGCUGCCGAGCUUCACUGUUACACCGUUCACAAGCUUUAUCGGGCGCUCUUCACCGACAUCUCUCAGCAACCUCUGGUCCAGGUGGCAUGCUGGUGCAUUGGAGAGUACGGGGACCUGCUGCUCAAAGGAGAGUGUCAGGAGAUGGAGCCUGUUGAGCUGACUGAGGACAGCGUGCUGGAUGCCUUGGAAACGGUCCUACAGUCCCACAUGUCCUCCCCGGUGACGAGAGGCUUUGCUCUCACCGCCACCAUGAAACUGAGCACCCGCAUCACGGAGAAUGUGGACCGAAUCAGAAGCAUUGUGAGUAUUUACGGCAGCUGCAUAGACGUGGAGCUCCAGCAAAGGGCAGUGGAGUACAACGCUCUCUUCCAGAAAUACGACCACAUGAGGGCAGCAGUGCUGGAGAGGAUGCCCGUGUUUGAGAAGAACUCCCCGGGUCAUACCAACGGAGAGUCCACGGGGGACGACGCCGUCAAAGUGAUGGACAAGGUGAAGCAGAGAGAGAUCUCACUGCCACAGCAACAACAACCUGUUAACCAGGUAUGUAAUCUCUUGGACUUGCUGGGCGACUCGGAGGAGCCUGUUCAUCCAGGUCCAGCUCAGGGCGGUGCAGCAACCGGCCUGACCAACAACCCUGCAAGACCUGCUGGAGAGGACCUGCUGGAUCUGUUGGGCGGCUUUGAGCCAACCCCACCGACUCCAGCCCCCGCAGCGAGCGUCUACGAGAAGAACGGCGUAACGUUGACGCUGGCGUGUGACAAGCACUCCGACUCGGGCCUGACGGUCACCCUCGCGGCCUCCAACUCCUCCGACUCGGACGUGACGAGCUUCACUCUCCAGGCCGCCGUUCCUAAGAGCGUCCACUUACACAUGAAGGCCCCCAGUGGAGACACGCUGCCCGCGCGAGGCGCCGCUCAGGUGACCCAGUCGGUCCUGCUCAAUAAUCCCAACAAGGUCACCCUGAAGAUGAGGAUACGAAUAUCUUACUCGAGCCAAGGGUCUGCCGUUCAGGACACGGUUCAGGUUGAUUCCUUUCCUGGAGUCGAUGUGUGAGCAUCACACCGAAACACUACACUUCCUGAAAUUCCAGUUUGUUUGUUUUUAUAGAAAACACAACCUCCGUCAGUCUACUUUGGAAUACUACAAAACAACCAAGUAUUGCUGCGCGUUUCCAGUGGCAACUGUGUAUAAAACGUCAAAUUGUGUGUAACAUUCAGGGUUUUUAUUGGGUCUUUUCUUUCUUCUUGAAGCCAUUACUGUUUUAAAUAGUGAAACACAUCGGAGUAGCACCCCUCCUGUGCCUUUCACCCUAUUUGUGUGCCGAGGUUUUUAAUCGUUGAAUAAAGUCGCAAGCAGCGUUUCAAUUCCUCUACAAAGGACGCUCCAGCUGCCCAUUUUGCAGGCGACAUUGCCAUGUACAUAGAUUCAGGUGGUCACACAUACUGUUUUAUUUCUCUACAAUGAAUUUGAAGCUGCUGAGUGCUGAAAGUUUGAUGGGCUCUCAUGUCAUUUUGCAAUAAAGACGAGUGAGUGUGA
Molecule: messenger RNA, 2993 nt
Organism: Dunckerocampus dactyliophorus (ringed pipefish)
Lineage: Eukaryota; Metazoa; Chordata; Actinopteri; Syngnathiformes; Syngnathidae
Gene: ap1g2
Product: adaptor related protein complex 1 subunit gamma 2
Exons: 22
Coding region: 117-2510 (797 amino acids)
Biological process (GO): receptor-mediated endocytosis; Golgi to vacuole transport; intracellular protein transport
Cellular component (GO): Golgi apparatus; membrane coat; AP-1 adaptor complex
Molecular function (GO): clathrin-cargo adaptor activity
Source: RefSeq, a predicted model, not a curated record